AUGUCGGAUCUCCGCCGCUCUGCCAUCGAGGUCAAGCGCGACCACGACCACAAGGCCAAAUGGGCACAUGGCGCACGCGUGUCACAACACCACAUCCACGACCCCGCCCUGCCCUUUCUGCAGCGCCCUGCAGGCCCGCUCUCUCAAGCUGUCCACACUGCCUUGCGACGCACCAACGAAGGCGGCAUCAAGCGCGCUCGCCACGCCGCUCAAGCUGGCUUCCACCAUGACGUAAAGGAGGCCCUCACCAGCGACUCCUCUGCCGACGAGGGCGCUCACCACGAGAGCGUCGCGCCGGGCUUGUUUCUCGGUGACGGUCUCGCUGCGUAUGCCGCGUCUGGCGAGAAUGUGCUGUCGGCCGCCAUUUCGACCGCCGAAGUCAAGUACGAGAACAAGGUGACCGAGAAGCUGGUGCAGGAAUACGAGCUGGUCUCGAAGGAUGACGAGGUUGCUACUGGCUGUGGCUAUGUUGCGGAUAUCGAUGAUUUUGAGGUUAUUGACCACAACUCGGUUUAA
This is a messenger RNA of Talaromyces proteolyticus, 516 nucleotides long. RefSeq lists its product as uncharacterized. The coding region runs from base 1 to 516 and encodes 171 amino acids. The transcript has 2 exons. The record is from RefSeq and is a predicted model, not a curated record. Lineage: Eukaryota; Fungi; Ascomycota; Eurotiomycetes; Eurotiales; Trichocomaceae.